Molecule: messenger RNA, 1799 nt
Organism: Phalaenopsis equestris
Lineage: Eukaryota; Viridiplantae; Streptophyta; Magnoliopsida; Asparagales; Orchidaceae
Product: omega-3 fatty acid desaturase, chloroplastic-like
Exons: 8
Coding region: 193-1515 (440 amino acids)
Biological process (GO): lipid metabolic process
Molecular function (GO): oxidoreductase activity, acting on paired donors, with oxidation of a pair of donors resulting in the reduction of molecular oxygen to two molecules of water
Source: RefSeq, a predicted model, not a curated record
UCCUAACCCUAGAACAACGCAGUUCUAGUGGGUGGACAGGAGAUCCCUGAUCCUCCUCUCUUCCUCGCGGUCCCCUAUAGAAACGAGAUAGAGGGAGAAAGCGAAGGAAUCAACGAGUGGCCAUCCUUCGUGCCCUAAUCUGCUCCCCCUCUCCCGCUUGAUUCCCGGCGGAGAGAGGCGCAGAAUCCCUAAAUGGCGAGUCUUGUUCUCUCCCAAUGCUGCGGACUGCGCCCUCUUCCGGCCGACAUUCGCUUCCGGUCGAAGACUCGGUUACCUGUAGCAACCAAUCUGAGCUUCAUCCAUGCCGGACACCGCCGGCCGAUUCUCGCCGGCCGGUUCCUGCGAGAUUGGGCGUUGAAGGUGAGCGCGCCGGCGAGACCGGUUUUGGUGGAGCGGCAAGAGGGGGUGGACGUGAUUAGGGUUCGGAAGGAGGAGUUCGAUCCCGGGAUGCCGCCGCCGUUCGGGCUGGCGGAGAUUCGGGCGGCGAUACCCAAACACUGCUGGGUGAAGAACCCGUGGAGGUCGAUGAGCUACGUUGUGCGGGAUGUCGCAAUCGUAUUUGGACUCGCGGCGGCCGCCAUGUACGUCAACAGCUGGAUUGUUUGGCCGCUCUAUUGGGCUGCGCAGGGGACGAUGUUCUGGGCUCUGUUUGUUCUUGGCCAUGACUGUGGGCAUGGGAGCUUUUCGAACAGCUCGAGGCUGAAUAAUGUGGUUGGUCAUAUUCUCCAUUCCGCCAUUCUCGUGCCCUAUCAUGGAUGGAGGAUAAGCCACAGAACUCAUCAUCAGAACCAUGGCCAUGUUGAGAAAGAUGAAUCCUGGCACCCUCUUUCUGAGAAAAUUUACAGGAGCUUAGAUUCAGCAACAAGGAUGCUUAGAUUCACAUUGCCAUUUCCAAUGCUUGCCUUUCCCAUCUAUCUGUGGGGACGAAGUCCAGGGAAGAAUGGAUCACACUUCAACCCUGAGAGUGAUCUUUUUGUUCCCAAUGAAAGGAAAGAUGUCUUAACUUCUACUGCUUGUUGGAUCGCCAUGGCUUCUUUGCUGGCUGGACUAACCUGGUUCAUGGGUCCUCUCAAAAUGUUUCAGCUUUAUGCCGUUCCUUAUGGGUUAUUUGUUACAUGGCUGGACCUUGUGACUUAUUUACAUCACCAUGGACAUGAAGAAAAGCUUCCAUGGUACCGGGGAAAGGAGUGGAGUUAUCUUCGUGGAGGGUUGACGACACUCGAUCGUGACUACGGUUUGAUCAACAACAUCCACCAUGACAUUGGCACUCAUGUGAUUCAUCACCUCUUUCCCCAGAUCCCACACUACCAUCUUGUAGAAGCUACAAUGGCGGCGAAGCCAGUGCUCGGAAAGUACUACAGAGAGCCGGAGACGUCGGGGCCGCUCCCUCUUCACCUCCUCAGAGUUCUGUCUAGGAGCUUGAAGAAAGACCAUUAUGUCAGUGAUUCUGGAGACAUUGUGUAUUAUCAGAAGGAUCCUGAGCUGGUUCCUCUUCUUCUCCAAAAGUCUAACUGAGGCUGAAGAUGGCAAUAGGAAAGCAGCCCUCCAUUGAACCAGCACUCAUUUUUUUCCUCUCAUCUCAGCAUUGUGUAGGAAGCUGUAAGAGAGAUGCUGCAGGCUUAUGAUUGUUAAUUUGGCCAUUUUAUUUUUAGAACCAGUGUAUUAUUAUCAUUCAUGCUGGAGUGUAUUAUUAUGAUCAUCAUCCAGCUCUCUGGUAUAAUAAAAAUGAAUUUAAGUAGAUUUAUAAAUGAUGUAAUGAUCCUUAUUUUUUAUUUUUAAUUAUUUUCUUAGGCCAAAAA